GCAAAACAGAGAGCAAGCAAAAAACCGAGCUGCUGCUGUCAAUCCUGCGAAGAUGAUGCGGGAAAAGGGCGACGACAAAAGAAUUUUCCAAUCAUGAAGAUGGCUGACGGUUCUACGAUCCUUCGAAGAAACAGACCCGGAACCAAGGCUAAGGAUUUUUCAAACUGGCCCGAUGAACCGUUCGAAGAGAUGGACAGCACUCUUGCAGUGCAGCAGUACAUACAGCAGAUGAUCAAGAAGGAUCCAUCCAAUGUGGAGCAAAUUUUGACGAUGCCUGAUGGGCAAGAUGAAGGCGUAUGGAAGUACGAACAUCUCAGACAAUUCUGUAUGGAAUUGAACGGUUUGGCGGUGCGGCUACAGACGCAGUGUUUUCCUGCCACCUGCACCCAGAUGACGGCGACCGAGCAGUGGAUCUUCCUGUGCGCGGCGCAUAAAACGCCAAAAGAAUGCCCGGCGAUCGACUACACACGUCACACGCUGGACGGGGCCGCUUGCCUUCUCAAUAGCAAUAAAUAUUUUCCCAGCAGGGUGUCAAUCAAGGAUUCAUCAGUGGCGAAGCUCGGAUCCGUUUGUCGGCGGGUCUAUCGAAUUUUCUCGCAUGCGUACUACCACCACCGGCGAAUAUUUAACGAGUUCGAAGAGGAAACGUAUCUGUGUUUGCGGUUCACUCACUUUGUCACCAAGUACUCUCUGAUGUCGAAAGAAAAUCUGAUUGUUCCGAUUCCGGAGGGAGAACUGACGCCCGGCGAAAGCGAGGCUUAAUAAAUUCAAAUAAAUUGCAUCCCAAAAACCUCUAACUGCUACUAUGCCCCUCCCCUUUCUGGAUCAUUGUUUGUGAGUUUGGACAUCAGCGUUAGAUUUGUGGAAAGGAUUAGUUUUCCUUAUGUUUAUGUUCUAUAUGUGUAACAACAACCAGGUUGAAUGUUCUUUGACUUGUUCCUCGUCUCUCGAAGCGCUUGUUUGAAAAAAAGUUUAUGUUUUAACUCUCGAACGUCCAUGAUGCCAGCCAUGCGAAGCAUCUUUUAUAGAAGAUCAGAACAUGACACGGGAGUUCGUAAUCAAAGAUAAACAUAUUUGUAGUAUUUCAAUCAUUUAAUAACCAGGGGAAACAAUGAGCAUACAUAAAUAUAUUGGAGCAAGCGUCAUUCGAAAUCUGUAUAAUCUACUCGACAAAAACGUGUAAAAUUAAAAGUAUUUAUCGAUUGAACAGUAGUUUAAUUUAUAUAAAAAGUAUGUAGACUACAAGUGAAAAAUAAAACAAACAAUAACUAUCUCUUAAGACAUCGCACCGAUCUUCAAAAGGCUGAAGUGAAAUUGAAAAAUAAAAGGGAAAUUGAAAACAAUAUGCUCUAGCCCGUGAACAGCAACCAUCCCUCUUGGAGCCCUGUGUUUUAACUAUCCAUGAUGCAUGCGCACCCUGUUCGUUACAUCUACCUGUUUUCUAACAUCCAGCGAAGGCAUGUUUUGGGUAUCAAAUCUUUAUGAUCUCUUUAAAAAUGAGAAAAUACACUUCAAAAUACAAUAGUAACAAUACCGCAAACGUUUAGGGUUUUCGACAGGCGCCAAACGAAUUACAUGUCAGUUUUUAUGCUGUUUGAAGUUGAAAGGAAAUCCAAAAAGUAACGCAUUAUUACACAGAAUUCACGACAAUUUGUACGAAUCGUAACAGAACAGAGUAUAAACAGUGUUUAGUAACUACGUAUACACGUCAUAUAUAGUCACUCACCAUCAGCAAACUAUAUCAAUAGCGAGAAGGGAAAGAAGAAAUGUUAAAGUAAUGCACCGGAGGUAAAAGAUGGUUACACCUGAAAGGAGAGAUUAUGUAAUUAAGCCUUGGAAAGGAGAAAGUCAAAUAAAAUCAUUAGUAAUAUGAUCAUUUAA
This is a messenger RNA of Aedes albopictus (Asian tiger mosquito), 1881 nucleotides long. RefSeq names its product MOB kinase activator-like 4 (gene Mob4). Lineage: Eukaryota; Metazoa; Arthropoda; Insecta; Diptera; Culicidae. Gene Ontology annotation, cellular component: cytoplasm. Bases 94 to 762 code for a protein of 222 amino acids. The record is from RefSeq and is a predicted model, not a curated record. The transcript has 4 exons.